ACAAAAUUACCAGAACUUAUCUAAAAUUGGACAUGCUCAGUCCCGAAUCGUCGAUUUUUAGCUCCAAACAUAAAAACAAAUGAAUUACAAACAAAAAAAAAGCGACCCGUUUAGAAAGGAGAAUCCGAUCUUAGCUUUAUCUUGUAACCUCUCCACCAUGGUACUACAGAAUACUGGCAAAUUUCAGGCUGAAAAAGAUGCUAAUGAAACUGGAGGUUCACGUGAAGAUUCAACAGAAAAACGUUUAAAGCGAGCCAUUCUUAAUGAUGAAAUUGAUACACGAUUUGGUUAUGAGCGCUACAAAGACACAACUGAAAAGACAGGAUGGUUAAUUAAUAUGCACCCAACAGACAUUCUUGAUGCAGACAAAAGACUUGUAAGUGCUGUAGAUUAUUACUUUUUACAGGAAGAUGGUGGGAGAUUUAAGGCUACUCUCCCAUUUCGGCCAUAUUUUUAUAUAUUAGCAAAAGCUGAAUGUGAACGAGAAGUGGCCAGCUUUAUUAACAGAAAAUAUUCUGGAAAGAUAGCUGCACUAGAAACUGUUUAUAAAGAAGAUCUGGAUUUACCUAAUCAUCUUGUUGGGUUGAAACGAUCAUAUAUCAAGCUGUCUUUUUUUAACACUGAUGACCUUGUCAAAGUGAGAAAAGAUAUUUCUCCUGCUGUCAGAAAAAAUAAAGAGAGAGAGAAAAAUUUGGAUGAAUAUACAACUAUGCUGACCAGUCAUUAUGCAGGUGAAGAUGCUUUAGGAGUUUCUAAAAAAAUAUCUGAUCAGAUGGAAAACAUCAUCGACAUUAGAGAGUAUGAUGUCCCCUACCAUGUGCGUGUCUCAAUAGACCUUAAGAUAUUUGUUGGACAUUGGUAUUCAGUGAAAGGACGUGGAUCUCAUGAAUUGGACAUAAGACUUCGGGAGGACUUGGUUUCAUGGCCUGAUCCUGUAGUGUUAGCCUUUGACAUAGAAACAACAAAGUUGCCACUCAAAUUUCCUGAUGCUCAAACUGACCAUGUUAUGAUGAUCUCAUACAUGAUUGAUGGCCAGGGAUAUUUAAUUUGCAACAGUGAAAUUGUUUCUCAACAAGUUGAAGACUUUGAAUAUACACCCCGACCAGAAUUUGAAGGACCAUUUACCGUUUUCAAUAUGCCCGAUGAGAAAAGUCUACUCCAGAAGUUUUUUGAACAUAUUCAGGAAGUCAAGCCUCACGUAAUUGCAACUUACAACGGAGAUUUUUUUGACUGGCCUUUUGUUGAAACUCGAGCUGCUAUUCAUGACAUGGAUAUGUUUAGAGAAAUUGGUUUCCAGAAAGAUUCCCAGGGAGAAUAUAAAAGUCGACCUACAACACACAUGGAUUGCUUUAGGUGGGUAAAACGUGAUAGCUACCUUCCAAUGGGAAGCCAAAAUUUGAAAGCUGUUGCUAAGGCUAAACUUCGUUAUGAUCCAGUGGAAUUGGAUCCAGAAGAUAUGUGUCGAUUGGCAAGUGAACAGCCUCAGGUAUUGGCUAAUUACUCAGUCUCUGAUGCAGUGGCCACAUAUUAUCUGUAUAUGAAGUAUGUCCAUCCUUUUAUCUUUGCUCUCUGCACCAUUAUUCCAAUGGAACCUGAUGAGGUUUUAAGAAAAGGUUCUGGUACUUUGUGUGAGGUGUUGCUAAUGGUCCAGGCCUUCCAUGCUAAUAUCAUCUAUCCCAACAAGCAGGAGUCCAUUCUCAAUAAAAUGACCACAGAUGGACACGUACUUGACUCAGAAACAUAUGUUGGAGGACAUGUGGAAGCUUUAGAAUCAGGAGUAUUUCGUGCUGACCUCCCUUGUCGAUUUCGUAUGGUUCCAGCAGCUUUUCAAACUCUCCUUGAUGCUGUUGACAGAACACUUAAAUUUGCCCUUGAAGAGGAAGAAAAAGUUCCAUUAUCUGCUGUGGUGAAUUUUAAUGAGAUCAGUGCAGACAUCAAAGAAAAGCUGGCUCAGUUGCGUGACUGCCCAAACAGAUUAGAAAAUCCUAUUAUCUAUCACUUGGAUGUUGGUGCCAUGUAUCCCAACAUCAUCUUAACCAACAGAUUGCAGCCUCCAGCAAUAGUGAAUGAAGAAACCUGUGCUGCUUGUGACUUUAAUAAACCAGGAGCAAGAUGUCAGAGAAACAUGCCAUGGAUGUGGAGGGGAGAGUUCAUGCCAGCUACUAGGAAUGAGUUCUACAGAAUCCAACAACAACUUGAGAAUGAAAAGUUUCCACCUCAAUAUCCUGAUGGUCCACUUAGAGCAUUCCAUGAACUGUCUAAAGAAGAACAAGCUGCUAUAGAGAAAAAAAGAUUAGCAGAUUACUGCAGAAAAGCCUACAAAAAGGUUCAUACAACUAGAAUGGAGGAACGAACUGCUACUAUUUGCCAAAGAGAAAAUAGCUUUUAUGUGGACACAGUAAGAGCUUUUAGAGACAGACGAUACGAGUUUAAAGACCUUACAAAAGUUUGGAAAAACAAACUAACAGAUGCAGAGAAGAAAAAUGAUGCAGCUGAAAUCAAACGAGCCAAUGGAUUGUUGGUCUUGUACGACUCAUUGCAGUUGGCGCAUAAAUGCAUUUUGAAUUCUUUCUAUGGAUAUGUCAUGAGGAAAGGAGCUCGCUGGUACAGUAUGGAAAUGGCUGGUAUUGUUUGCUAUACUGGAGCUAACAUCAUUACAAAAGCAAGAGAGAUUGUUGAACAAAUUGGACGACCUUUAGAACUAGACACUGAUGGAAUUUGGUGUGUACUUCCUGCUAGUUUUCCUGAAAACUAUACAUUCAAAACAACAAAUCCCAAGAAACCAAAAGUAACUAUUUCCUAUGCGGGGGCCAUGUUGAAUGUAAUGGUUAAAGAUUUUUUCACAAAUGACCAAUAUCAGGAGUUAACUGAUCCAGCAACACUGACAUAUACAACUAGAUCUGAGAACUCAAUAUUUUUUGAAGUAGAUGGUCCUUACUUGGCUAUGAUUUUACCAGCUUCUAAAGAAGAAGGCAAGAAACUAAAGAAAAGAUAUGCUGUCUUCAAUUUUGAUGGAUCUUUAGCAGAAUUAAAGGGUUUUGAAGUGAAACGUCGUGGUGAACUGGAGCUCAUCAAAAUAUUCCAGUCCUCUGUGUUUGAAGCUUUUCUGAAAGGAAAAACACUUGAUGAAUGUUAUGCUGCAGUAGCAAAAGUAGCAGACUAUUGGCUGGAUGUUCUUUAUAGCAAGGCUGCCAAUAUGCCUGAUUCUGAAUUAUUUGAACUGAUUGCUGAGAAUCGCAGUAUGUCUCGAAAACUUGAAGAUUAUGGAAGUCAGAAAUCUACUUCUAUUAGUACAGCUAAGAGAUUAGCAGAGUUUCUUGGAGAUCAAAUGGUCAAGGACACUGGUCUUGCCUGCAGAUUUGUUAUUUCUAAAAAACCAGAAGGAUCACCAGUUACAGAGAGAGCUAUUCCAUUGGCUAUAUUCCAAGCAGAGCCUACCAUCAAAAGACAUUAUCUCAAAAAGUGGCUCAAAAUUUCUGAUGCUACAAAUUUAGACAUAAGAGAUAUUUUGGAUUGGGAAUACUAUGUAGAAAGACUUGGUGGAUGUAUUCAGAAAAUUAUAACCAUUCCAGCAGCUCUUCAAUCUGUUUCAAACCCAGUUCCCAGAAUUCCUCACCCAGACUGGCUUAGAAAGAAACUGCUAGACAGAAACGAUGUUUUUAAGCAGAAAAAAAUCAGUGACAUUUUUGCUCCCUCUGCACAACGUGCUUCAUCAAAGAACAAUGCAAAGCAUAAUAUAGAAGAGGUAGAAUCAGGACCAGUGGCUGACAUUGAGGAUAUUGCAGGCACCAGUCAAUCAGUUCCUGCACAGUGUAAGGUGCCUGUGUCCAACAAAAGGAAAAGAGAUCAAAGUCAUGACGAGGCCAACACACAUGAUGGACCACAAGACUGGAGGACAGAAUUAGGACCAAUGCCUCCAUUUGGGAAAACUAAAGAGGAACGAAAGAUUUGGGUUGAAUACCAGAAAAAGAAAUGGGCUAUCCAGCGUCAGAUUAGGCAAGAAAACAAAAAAAGACGAAUGGAUGAUGACAAUUUCAACUUUGAUGUUAGAAACAGACCAUCAAGAGAUUUGACAGGGUUUUUGAGAAAAACUGCUCGAUCAAUGAUGGACAUGCCAUGGCAGAUUGUUCAGAUAAUAGAAACCUCUCAUCCUGGCCAGUUCAAGUUAUGGGCCUUGAUUGGCUCAGAUCUACACUGUAUAAAGCUCAAUGUCCUCAGGACAUUUUAUGUUAACCAGAAGACUCCUAAGGAAGGAGAAGGAACUACAUGGAAAAAAGUGCAUCGCACUUUGCCUAGAUCUCAUCCAGUGUUUCAUUUGUAUCAAUAUGAUGUUCCAGAACAUAUCUAUAUCAAACACAUAAAUGAUAUCACUGCUGACCUGUCAUCUCCGGACAUAGAAGGUGUUUAUGAAACACAAGUCCCUUUAGAGUUCCGAGCCAUUAUGAAGCUGGGCUGCUUGGCCACUGUCAAUCGGGAGUUUGCCAGAUCAAUGGAAGGAAGAGAAACAGACACAUUUGAUGUCAACAAUCUAAACUUCCGCAGUGUGGCUCAGUUUCCAUAUUUGAAUCCUGGGUCUAUGAAGCACUUGUUCCUAUACCAUCAUAAGUGUGGUAAUAAAGCUUUCUUUGGCCUUUUCAACCCUGCUGGGAAGGCAGCAUCCAUUUUUGUUUUUGAUACUGCGAUAGGAGACCAGAUGCCAAGCUUGGGGCCAAUGUACAAUGCUGAAAGAAAUUCAAAACUUGCUCAAGGGACUGCUGAAGAUAUGCUGCCUCCUGCUGGUUUAAAUUUUAAUGUUAAUUUAAGUAAAACUGUGAAUGAGAAACAAAAGUUUAAUCAACUUCAGAGGCUGCUGGUGGAUUACAAGAGAGAGAAGAGAGGACCAACCUUCAUUGCUGUACAAAGUGCUUAUGAUUUGAAUCACUUAAUAACUCUGUUACCUGAACUGGGAAACUUUCCUUUAGUUCCUAUUCACAUUUCUGAUAGCACAUCACUUUACAAUGUACUGGACUGGCAGCGAGUUGGCUCCAAGAGAAUGUUACAACAUUAUGUCAAUAGUAACUUGUACAUUCAGACAUUGUUGGAGCAGGCCCGAUAUCUUCAUGUUCCACUUGGAAAUAUUCCUCAAGAUUUUACACUUUAUGGCUGUGAUCUUUUUUUGGCUCGGUUAGCUAUGAAACAUAACCACAUACUUUGGGCAUCCCCUACAAGUCGUCCUGAUUUAGGUGGCAAAGAGGCAGAUGACAAUAGACUUUGUAUGGAGCUAGAAGAAAGUAGUGUUGUAGAAAUCAACAAUCCUGGUGCUUACAGUUCUGUCUGUGUGGAUGUAGAGCUCACCAGUCUGGCUGUCAAUACUAUUGUGGAGUCUGGACAUAUUAAUGAGCUAGAAGGAGCUAGUGGUGUCAGUUUUGAUGCUCCCCAAGUCUCUCUAGAAGAAAUGAUUCAAGGUCAAGGUGCUGCCACAAUGCUUGCUAGUUAUGAUGAAACAGCUUUGUGUGCCACAACUUUCAGAAUAUUGAAGAUGAUGGUACAGGGUUGGUUGAAAGAUGUCAUGUCGCAUCAGAAUCAUCAUGCUGACAACCAGCUCAUUCACUUUUACAGAUGGAUCCGGUCACCAAAUGCCCUAUUAUAUGACCCAGCUUUGAGAAGAACGUUACACAAUUUGAUGAAGAAGGUUUUCAUGCAGUUAAUUGCUGAGUUCAAGAGACUUGGAUCUGUGGUUGUGCAUGCCAACUUCAACCGUUUGAUUGUCUGCACCAAGAAGCGCAACAUUAAUGAUGCUAUAGCAUAUAUAGAAUACAUCACAACAUCCAUCAGGAGCAGAGAACUCUUUCAGAUGAUUGGUAUUGACUUUGAUAAGUGCUGGGAGUUUUUGAUCUGGAUGGAUCCUGCCAACAGAGGAGGAGUGUUUGGUAAGACUGAGUCCAAAGAAGCUACAGAAAGUCAAGAAGAUGAAUCAGAUGAAGAGAAAGAUGAAGAUGAAGACAUUCAAUCUAGGACAGACAUGCAUUGGAAUAUUGCCAGUUUUUUACCAGAAUCAGGAGCAUGCCAAACCAAUUUCAAUAUGUUAAUAGCUGGCUAUAUUCUAGCUGUAUAUAAACAAAUUCAUGAAGAUUCCAAACUAACACCUGGCAGUACACCUGUGAAGAGAAAAUCAAACAGCCAGUCUCAGAAAGCUGUAGAUGUUACAACACUGCCAUCUUUAGUUUCUUUUUCUCAGAAUUUAAUUCAAGAAGAGUUCUCUCAACAUAUGUUUGCAUUGACACAAAAAAUCAAGAAAAAACUCCCAAGCUCCCAUGUUGGUGCUACUGAUGUUUUCCCUCAUCCUCCAGGCUCACACUUGAAAUUAACUAAUCCAGCACUUGAGUUUAUCAAGUAUAUCUGUGAGAUUCUGGCUCUUGACAGUAACAUAACUCUUCAAGUGAAGAAAUUAAAAAGAGAUUUGCUGAAACUGAUUGGUGUUGGAGAGUUUUCUCCUGAAGCAGAGUUUGUCAAUCCAUGUCUGUCUUUUGUCUUACCUGAGAUGAUCUGUAAAAGCUGUAGUCUAAUACAUGAUCUAGAUCUAUGUCGUGACAUCAGUGUAGAGAAAGGAGCAGAUACUCCAAAUUCCUGGGUGUGUCCACAAUGUCAUACUGAAUAUGAUUCUUUGGAAAUAGAACAAAUUUUAGUUGAUGUGGUCCAGAGAAAGUCAAUGGCCUAUGUUCUUCAAGAUCUGACUUGCUGCAAGUGUAAAGAGGUGAAAGAUACCAACAUGGUGCUUCACUGUAAAUGUGCUGGAGACUUCAAGACCACUUAUGAUCUUAGUGAAUUGAAGAAACAUUUGUUAACAUUACAAGAUAUUGCCAGACAUUAUAAAAUGACAUUGUUGGAAGAAAUGAUUGACUGGAUGAUACGGAUGUGAACUUGAAAAUAGACUUGACACAUUCUUACUUUCUAGUACAAGGGCAACUUGUAACUUAUGUUUUUGUAAUAUAAUGUUUUAACAAAUAUUUUCAUGAUUGUCAAAUAUUAACAUUGAUGUGAAAGAUAUUAUGGAUGUAUGUAUUAUGUGACUUGAAUAAAUCAAUUAAUGUUAAUUUAUGACAUUUUUAAACCAAUGUAAUACAUUUUAUGCUCAAAUCUGUAACAGAAAUAAUCUCCAUUUAGUCAACAUGACUUAUUGUACCUAAGAUAUUUCAAACAUUUUGAAGUGCUGAUACUAAUAAUAAAAUUACCUUUAAAAUUGGAGAGAAUGUACUAUAUAAUUUUGAAGUACAAAAAAAAAAUGACUGUUAGCUUGAUAUUUUUAAUGUUAAAAUGUGUGUACCUUUGAACUUUUACUAAAUGAAGAAACUAUGUAACUGCCUUACACCUGAAAGGUUCACAUCCUACCUUUUAAUAGCCCUGGAUGGUUAAAUAAAGAAAUGUUUCAACCAAUAAUUAAAGAUGAUUUAAACAAACAGAAAUAAGUUCUUGGAACACAUUCACAACUACUUCUUACAUAAAGAGAAAAUUGUCACUGAAACAUUUCUCUCUUUUGUCCACUGUUUUUCGAUAAUCUUUCAACAUUAGAGAAUGCAAAUAAAUAUCUAGAUCUUGAGGAGCUCUGAGUAAAAGGUUUCUUUUUAAAUGAUGUGAAUAUAUGUAAAUAAAAACAAUUAAUUAAAGUUCCCCUUUCAGACCUAGUGAUCUAUGGGGCAGAUGAUGUUAAGGCCAUCUGUUUCUGUAACCCACAAUUAACGAGAGUGUCAUGUGGCCAGCACAACGACCAACCGACAUUACUUUUUCCCAACUAAUGUCAGGUACCCAUUAAAGCUGGGUAGACUCGGAGGCACCCUGAAGAUCCCAAAUGUAAAAAUCCCAGUGUUCAUACCUGGAACCCCAGUUUGGGAGCCAAUCGCUUUACCACUCAGCCACUGGGCCAGGUAUGUGAAUACCUAUUCAUAAAGGAGCAAGUAAAAAAUAAACAAAACAUCUUUCUGCUAUUUAUGACUUAGAUGAAAGAUUGAAUUCGAUUGAGUCAAAAUUUGCAACUGCAACAUAAUUAGUUACUGGCUUAUUGGGCUGAGGUCACUCAUGUAGGUGUGUAUUCUUUAGUCAAGCCUUCUAAUUGAGAUUAAUCUCCUAGUAAGCUAAGUCAGCACACCUGGCUUGUAGUCCAGCUGCUUAAUUAAGAUUUUUUGCAAAUUAAGCAACUCAUCACCCAGUUGUGACGAGAUGUUAAUUAGUUAAUAUUUGGCUUGUUUGUUUAGGUCUAGGGGAAAUUUGAUUAAUUUUAUCCCGCUCACAUAUAAGAUUUUGUACAGGCACACCGCAACUAACAGUAAGAACAGACCAAUAUUAUAAGUUUAUAAAUAAAUAUAAUUUAAUGAAUGAAAGCUUACAAAAGAAAAA
Molecule: messenger RNA, 8370 nt
Organism: Biomphalaria glabrata
Lineage: Eukaryota; Metazoa; Mollusca; Gastropoda; Planorbidae
Product: DNA polymerase epsilon catalytic subunit A-like
Exons: 55
Coding region: 80-6898 (2272 amino acids)
Biological process (GO): mitotic cell cycle; DNA replication; nucleotide-excision repair, DNA gap filling
Cellular component (GO): nucleus; epsilon DNA polymerase complex
Molecular function (GO): single-stranded DNA 3'-5' DNA exonuclease activity; nucleotide binding; DNA binding
Source: RefSeq, a predicted model, not a curated record